AUGGCUGAGCAAGAAAGCUCCGAAGCAGAAAGAAUCAAUUAUCCUGCUCGACAUGGCCCUUUUGGCAGCGAUAAUAAGUACCAUGUUGUGUGCGAGAAGUGGAAAAAUUAUGCCAUACGAUCGCCCUAUGUUAAAUUCAUGCUAGAAUCAAUGAAGAAGCUUGGAUGUGAAGUUAAUAUUGAAAAACAACUAGUGUGUGAGCCUUGUUCAGGCAAAGUUCUUGGCGGAUUCGAUAGCCGAGCUUCACAGAUAGUCUUAUGCGAGAAUACUAUAUAUUCGCCGGGAUGUAUGAAAGACGUACUUACGCAUGAGUUAAUCCAUGCGUAUGAUCACUGUAGAGCCCAUGUCGACUGGCUAAAUAUUCAUCAUCUUGCUUGCUCUGAGAUUAGAGCCGCAAAUCUUAGCGGUGAUUGUUUCUUUUGGAAAGAAAAUUUAGCUCGUUUUAACUUUGGCUUGAAACAACAUCAGCAGAAAUGUGUCAAAGAUCGAGCUGUAAAAUCUAUUUUAUGUGUGAUGGAUGUUGACGAAAAUGAAGCUAGAAAUGCUGUUGAUACAGUAUUUGAUUCAUGCUUUGCUGAUCUAGACCCUUUCGAUCGAAUACCACCAUAACAUGACAAAUCAAUUAUAGUAAUUCUUG
Molecule: messenger RNA, 637 nt
Organism: Trichoplax adhaerens
Lineage: Eukaryota; Metazoa; Placozoa; Uniplacotomia; Trichoplacea; Trichoplacidae
Exons: 6
Coding region: 1-609 (202 amino acids)
Biological process (GO): mitochondrial protein processing; mitochondrial proton-transporting ATP synthase complex assembly
Cellular component (GO): extrinsic component of mitochondrial inner membrane
Molecular function (GO): metalloendopeptidase activity
Source: RefSeq, a predicted model, not a curated record